AUUUGAUUCGAGUCGGGGCACACGUUCGCAUCGAAGAGAAAAAAAAAAAGCUGAAAAAAAAGAAAAAUUAACUGAAAAAUAAAUAUUAACUGAAUAGUUUUAUUUUAAUUGUGACUUAAACAAAAUAUCAAUAUGAAGGUUAAAGUAAACCUUGGCGAUGACCAAGAAAACACAAAAGGUAAGCCAGAUCGUAAACGUCCAAAAUCCGGGAAAUCCCUAAGCGAUGUUGAAUCGGAGACGCCGUCGAAGAUUGGCAAACUCUCUGGCGAGGACCUACCGUCAGAUGAGAAGGAGAAUACACCCACCAACCCCAUGAAGCUAUCAGACAUCAACAAAGCGGUGUUCGGUGUCUUCAAGAAGAUGCAGAAGACUCCAUUGUCGCAAAAGAUUAUCAAUUCUUUGAUCGUUUUGUUGCGCGAUGAUACAAAUAUACCGCAGCGUACUGCUACUUGUGCCUAUGUGCUCAAGCGCUUCGUUCGAUCCACGGGCGCCGAUGAUAUCCAGGCGGUGUCUCUGGCCGCCAGUUAUAUUCAUUGCAUUUUGAGUUCCGUGCCCGGAAUCGAUGCUUUGGAAGUCCUUGCCACCAUGAGGAAAGAUCUGGCUGUGGGUAGUCAGCAAAAAGGCAAGGAGGACACACUGGCGGCCGUGGGACAGAUGGUCACGGCUUAUUCCAUUUUGCAAACGCCGCAGUUUGUAGAAGAGCCAGAUCCCAAGUUGGUGGCUGCUGUUUACGAGAUUCUGGUGUCCCAGCUGAAGGGCCGUGAGUAUUUGGUGCUUAUGUGCUCCGACAUAAUAGCAGAUUCGUUCAAAACGCUUCCUGACAAACUUUUCAUGGAGCAUGUCUGGCCCUUGCUCCAGAGACCCUUGAACAAGCCUCUCAGUGGUCUCAAGGUUAAUACCUGUGAUAUUUUGCUGUCCGUACACCUGGAAUACCCAUCGAUUCUGGUACGCGAACAACUCCUCGUUAGUCUCUGGACCAAUGAGCCUCAAUAUGCAGAGCUCUUCGAACUCUAUAUCGCCGGCUCCACUAUCCACAGUGAUGGUGUCUACUCGCGCUUGGCCAGAUUCAUAGCAUCCGGCGGGCAGGAGGUGCUCUCCGCUUGGCAGCAGUUUGUGGAUGCCAAGCAGCCGAUUAAGUUCAACUCUGCCAAGGCCUGUAUCAUACAGGUUCUGGGCCACAUCAUCCUAAACUAUGACAACGAGGACGAGCAACCAAUUCUGGAUCUGUUCACUCCGACCACAAUUCAGUUUCUGAUCCAGGAGCUAUCUAGUGUCAAGUCGGACAAAAGUCAUGUGAAGAAACCGUCGCAACAGGAACUACGCGAUAUUGUCCUGAAGUUCGAGGGAAUUCUUCUGAUUGCAUUCGAGCAGCACCUGAAAAAGGAAGAGACAAAGCUGCAGUUGCUCCAGAAAUUCCUGGCCGAGAAGAUCCAAUUGGACUGGGUGAUUAGCUUGCCUCGUUUCAGUCACCAAGUCAUUGCCUGUCUGGGCGUCGAGAGCCUUAAGACUCUGUUCGAGUUCUAUCAGACGAAACUUACCAAUUUGAGUGACGAGGACAAGUCGAUCGGAACUCAUUGUCUCAAUCAGUUGCACUUCAUACUCCAGAACAGUGAGCUGGCCGAAAAGGAGAGCAAGUGGCGCAACAAACAGCUGCGUCAAUUGAUGGUAGCCGCUCUGUUUCAUUUAGACGGCAGCCUGGAGCCGUGCUUGGCCAGCGAGGCCAGCCUCUUUAGCCGCCAGUGCUCGGCGCGCUGCGAGGAGAUCUUCUUGAACUGCUUGCUCCACAAGUGCCCGGGUCUGCCGGCACUGGUCCAGUUACUCCGCAAGAACUUUGUCUACCUGAACAAGCAGCUGGCGAAGGACAACGCCGAGAACAAGUUGCUCCAUCCGCGUGAUAAGGCUCUCCUGAAGGCCUGGCCGGAGGUGGAGAAGCUGCUGAAAGAGCCCAGUGACGAAUCUGACGAUGUGGCCCAGAGCUUCGAGGCUUUAAUCUAUUUUGUAGCCAUAGCAUUAUGCACUAAAAGCACUUUGCCAUUCAUCGUGUUGGAUGAUCUGAUCAUCUGCCGCAAGAACGCCUUGGGUAAAGUCGAGGAAAAGCCUGAUUCGCCCGAUGAUGCGUCCGAAGAUAAGCCCGAGUGGCAGGAUGUCCUUACUGAUGCCCUUUUGCAGAUGCUCCUGCAAACUGGCCACUUCUGGCGCGAGUUCGUCAACUUGAUUGUCUCCUCUGUGAUUCCUCAGCUAAGGAAUAACAACCUGGAGCAGAUCUUAGAAGUUCUUAACAUGAACAAAAAUCCUCUCUCCAAGAAUGAUGAAGACGACGACAGCUAUGAUGAAGAAAGCGACGACGAGAAUUCUAGCUCGGAAGAUGAAGAUGGAGAGGAUCAGGAAGCAGAUGAUAAGGAUAGCGAUGAAGAUGGUGACGAGACCUACUUGGCUCAAAUCCGUGAGAGCGUGCGUCUAGCUCUUGAGGGUGACGGCCAAGUCGACGAUGACGGCAGCAGCGUUGAUUGGAAUGAUGUAGACGAGGCCCAAGGCCAGCGCCUGAAUGCCGCUCUGGAACGCUCCUUCCAGCUUUACAAACCCAAAUCCGCCAAGGCCCAGGCCAAGCAGGGGCCCACCAAAUCCGAACGCAUCGAUAUCACCAGUCUUAUGCACUUCCGUAUCCGUGCUUUGGACUUGCUUGAUCUUUUCACCACCCACAAACCGACACAGGGUGUGAUCCUGGAUGUACUGCUUUGCGCUUUCCAGGUGUUCCGCUACAGCGUCCUCCAUUCGAAGCACCAGCCAAUACAAGAAGCCAGCUUGAAGUUAUUGAAGAAAGUGCUGGCAAAGAAUAUUAAUUUUGAAUCGAAUCCCGACAAGUCACCAAUUCUGGAGGCCAUUGAGCAGCUGCUGACCACCGGCGAGAAGACAGAUGACGAUGACAACGAGAAGAACAAGCAGCAGACCAGCCGCAAAUCCAAGGCUGAGAUCACCGCCUGGCGCGAUAAGUGCUUCGCCUAUUUGGUCAAUCAGGGAUCUAUGAAUGAAGACCCCAAGAAGAGCGCUGUGUGGCCGCAGCUAGUGAAGCUAUUGGAUCUGUGGGUGGCCAACCGCAACACCAUCCUGUCCCUGGGCAGUUUCGAGGCUCUGUUCCAAGCUGGGCAAUGGGCUGGCGUAGCACCGCUGGCAGUGCUUCUAGUAUCCCACUUGGAUCUAGACAAAACCCGUAGUCUGCGUCGCGCACAGAUUCUCAAGCUUUUCGCCGGACAAUUCCGUCGUCUGGAGGGGGCCCUCCAGGAUGAGGGUUCCGACGAUGCCAAAGAAUUCGAGCAGCACUUGGUCCGAUAUGUCACUCAGCUGGAGGAGUCGGACAAGUACAGUGCCAAAGAGUUGGAGCUACUCCAAAAGAUUCUGACCCAGGGGGGCGAAAAGCGUGCUCAGCUCCUGGAGAAGAUCAAGAUCGUGGCCCAGAAGCCUCCAAAAAAUGCGAAUGAAGAGGAAGAGGAUGGUGACGAAGAGCCGGAGGAGGUAGAAGAAAUGGAUGUCGAUGAGGAGGGAGAGGAACCCGAAAAGAAGAAGUCGAAGAAAACUAAGAAGGCCACUUUAGUGGUGGAAGGAGAGUUAGAUAUUGAGGCCUAUGAGCAGCUGAAGAAGAUGUCUGGAAAAGAGAAAAGGAAGCUGGAGAAGGACUUAACAAAGCAGUUGAAGAAGGCCCAAAAAGCAGUCAUAUUACAGGCUCAAGAAGAAGAAGAUGAAGACGACGAGGUGGGCCUAGAUGGGCAGAAUCAGAUGGAGGAGGAUGAGAGCGAGAACGAGGCCGAGGAGGAUCAGGCGGAGGAGGAUGAGGAGAAUGAUGAUAAUGAGGUAGAGGAGGAAGGCGAGGAGGAGGAAGAGGUGGACGAGGACUUAGAAGAAGAGGAGGAAGUGGAGGAUGAAGAGAGCGAGGAGGAAGAUAAUAAUUAG
This is a messenger RNA of Drosophila bipectinata, 3945 nucleotides long. RefSeq names its product MYB binding protein 1a (gene Mybbp1A). Lineage: Eukaryota; Metazoa; Arthropoda; Insecta; Diptera; Drosophilidae. Gene Ontology annotation, biological process: regulation of DNA-templated transcription. The record is from RefSeq and is a predicted model, not a curated record. Gene Ontology annotation, cellular component: nucleolus. Gene Ontology annotation, molecular function: transcription corepressor activity; transcription factor binding; RNA binding.